AUGUCCGAGUUCAUCGGCUAUGUCGGCACGCUCGUCGAGAUCAACUCAGAAGCUUCCACAGUCUCACUAGACAAUGUGCGAUCCUUUGGCACAGAAGGCCGCAAGGGUGGCAAGGACGAGUACCCUCCAUCAGACGUCGUGUAUGAGCAGAUUGUCUUCCGUGGUAGCGAUGUCAAGGACUUGCGCAUUGAGGAGCCGGUCAAGGAAAAGGCGCAGCCUGCCAUGCCACAGGACCCCGCCAUCAUCGGAGUACAACAGGCUCAGACACGGCAAGAAAGCAGCCCGCAAGACGUGUCCGGUCGCCAACAGCCACCGCAGAACUUCCCUCAGCCUGGUCAGUUCCCUCCUGGUGGCUAUCCACCUUUUGGCGGUCCUGGAGGUCCAUAUGGCAAUCGGUUUGGUCCUCAGGGUGGGUUCCCUGGCGGCCCAGGUCCUUUCCCUCCUGGUGGACCUCCAGGCGCGUUUGGUAUGCCUCCGUUUGGCGCCCCUCCUGGAUGGUUCCCGCCUGGUCAGGGCUUCCACCAGCCCCCCGGUCCGUUCUCACCGAACAUGCCCAUUGGCCCUCCAGGCCUAAACCAAAACCAACCUCCACAAGGCCCGCGAGGUCCAGGACCUCAAGCUGGCAAAGAUGAGAAAUCUGGCCAAGCGCAACAGCCCAAGGUUGCAGAGGCAGACGGUGCAUCGGCCAAACCAAAGAACGGUGCAAAGGGUUCUGGUGCUACUCCCACGCCUGCUGGCGCGAAACAGGCUCCGCCGCCGCCAGUUGAUUCUAAGCCUGACGUAUCGGCUGCUUUGGCACCACCCCAUCCUCAGAACACUCAGCAGCCUGCCUCAGGGAAGGGUGCACCUAGUGGGCCGAAGGGAGGGCGGAUUAUCCCUGCUGUCCCCAUUCCAAGCCCGAGGGCUAGCAAGACGGCACCCCACGGGCAGCAACAGGCUGCUGCCGCUGUUGCCACUGUUCAAGUUCCUAGCGCUGCCCAACAACAGAAUGCUACGCAGUUGGCUACUGCCGCUGUGGCCGAGGCUAUGGCGAAGCUCAACAUUCAGAACAAGGGUCAAGGUCAGAGCCAGCCUCAAGGCCAAGCGCCUGCUUCGGAUCCUAUGAACAACUUGGCACAGAAGGUUGAGGGCAUGCGUGAUCAGAGUCGCCAGCAUGCGCCACGUCAACGAGGUACUGGCGAGUUCCGUGGCAGGGGUGGAAGGGGAGGCCGAGGUGGUCUUCACUCACAACAUCCCAAGAUGGAGGUCCCUACGACUGACUUUGAUUUUGAAUCGGCAAAUGCCAAAUUCAAUAAGCAGGAUUUGAUCAAAGAGGCUAUUGCUUCUGGAUCGCCCCUUGGUGAAGGCGCGGCUUCCACAGCGGAUACAUCUGCCAACAGGGAAGAGGUCGUUAUCCCAAGCGGGUCAAUGUAUGACAAGAGCUCUUUCUUCGACAACAUCUCGAGCGAGCUCAAGGACAGAGAAGAAGCAGCCACACGUGGUCAAGAGUUCCGCAGCCAAGAACGUCAGAAGAAUAUGGAAACCUUUGGCCAAGGCAGUGUUGAUGGUUACCGAGGUCGGGGACGUGGACGCGGACGCGGGCGUGGUGGUCGUGGCUCCGGCUACCGCGGACGUGGUGCUCCCCGUGGUCGUGGCGGUGCUGAUCUCGGUGUCCAGCCUGCUGCUUAGCUGGCGAGCCCCAUACUUUCUACUCCACAGUGCAGUCAGGGUUGCUUUGUGUAAUUCAGCAAGUGCACUGUGCAUUCAGUCUUGUUUAGUUGAGCGAUCUGAGCGUGGCGAGUAUCUUCUCUUUUUUGCUCUCAGCCCUAUGGGCUCUGCUUCUGAUCGACUGGAGCGGCGUACUUUUCUCCGCAUGUAUUUAUAUAUCUAGGGUUGCGAUAUGGAACCGGGACCAAAAGCCGGGCGGCUUGGAUGGUGUGGCAAGCGUGAGGGUAUAUGUGAUACGAUUGCGAAUAACGAUCAUGAGUAUCUGUCC
Messenger RNA from Bipolaris maydis ATCC 48331, 1975 nucleotides. NCBI's taxonomy places the organism in Eukaryota, Fungi, Ascomycota, Dothideomycetes, Pleosporales, Pleosporaceae. The record is from RefSeq and is a predicted model, not a curated record.